This is a messenger RNA of Ruditapes philippinarum (Manila clam), 7343 nucleotides long. RefSeq names its product coiled-coil domain-containing protein 9-like. Bases 308 to 3484 code for a protein of 1058 amino acids. NCBI's taxonomy places the organism in Eukaryota, Metazoa, Mollusca, Bivalvia, Venerida, Veneridae. The record is from RefSeq and is a predicted model, not a curated record. The transcript is spliced from 13 exons.
UUAGGCUACAUAAACUUGCACCACAGUAUUUUCAACAUUUUGACAGACAAACUCUAUUUUGAGACGACCCCUCAGAUUUUACAACUACUCUUCAGUUAUGAAGAUCAAGAAUAGCCAGUGCUGUCUGAACAUGGCGAGCUGAACUUUCGUAUGGGGCAGGGGACCUCAAUAACUUACGUAACUAUAGAAACUGGCCAUCUGCAGAGGGGAUUUACAAGAAAAGGGGAGAUAACUCAAUAAAGACACAGAAACCAAUUUGUCGAAGAAAAACAACAUUUACCAUAGAAGCUACUACAGCUCAUUUGUUAUGGCAAAUAUGAGUUAUAAUGACGGAGCAGAACUGUUCCUUGAUAUUCUUACAAAGGAGGAGAGGGAGGCCCUCCUUACACAGAAGAUGCAGGCCAUUCGUAAGAAGAAUGACAUCCUGCGAAUACGACAUGAGGAGAUUCAAGCUGAUAAGCGGAACUUCGGACCCAUGUCAAAACCAAAUGAGACUGGUAUACAGACUCAGCCCCUAAAACAGACACAGGAACGUCCCCAGAGAGGGACACAGUCUCCUAAAAAGGAGAUCAAGCCUCACAAUGGAGAGGACAAUAGAUGGAGAGACAACAAGGAUCGCUCCGAGAAAUCCCCAGAGAAGAAGGCCCCUAAAUCAGCCGCAGGGCGCGGUAAACAGCUCGCUCGUAUGAGCAAAGAAAAACUCAAAGCUCAGGAUAUGAGGAUCUCUAGGUCACAUAGCGAUGUUGGACAGUCGAGAACCAUAUCCAUGCAUGAUGGGUACCAGCCUUUUCGAAGGCAGGGAUCCAGGGAGAGUUCUGGGUCAGAGGGAAAGGGAACCGAACAUAGAGAGUUUGAUUCAAGAAUAUUUCGUCGAAACCCAGAUAAACAGGUGACGUUUCAGGAGGACCAGCAAAUUUCCCCUCCCAGAAUGCAGCACAAUAGAGAUGGCAUGCAGCCAUAUAGACGUCCCAAUCAGCGACAAGAUCGCCGAAGCUGGGACAAUGAUAUAGAAAAUCAGUUACCUCGAGAAUUUAUGAAUAAUCCUCUGUUACGAAAUGCUGGUGGCCAACGUCAGAAUCAAUCUGAAAGAAAUGAACGCCAUUGGGAUCAACAUGACCGACGUUCACAUCCCCAAGGUCGUAACAAUCGCAACUGGGGUCAGGGUGAUAGUGGUCAUCGCAAUAACAAUGAUCAGCACUGGGAUCAACAUGAUCGUAGAGGGAAUUUCCGAAAUGAACAAGAUGGUCGAGGGAAUAACUAUAGAGGAAGAGGUAGGAAUAACAGUUUUUCCGACGAUCAUGACAGGUAUGAAAAUAACUUUCAAGAUAAGAGACGAACUCAUCGUUCCUUUAACGAACAUGAUGUACGGGAAAACAAUGGUGACAGAGGCAAUUAUCAGCGAAAAGACUAUGACAGGAAAGAUAAUUAUCGUGAUAUCAGAGAGCAAUAUAGAAAAGGAGAUAAUCAAAGGGACAGACAAGGCAACCAUCAAAAUGGCGGGAAUCAGCGGGGUGGCUUUAACGAUGAAAAUAGACCUCCCCCUGCAGAGAGAAGUUUCAGUAGGGAAGAAGAUAGGGUUGAAGGUCCCCCUCCUGACCCACAAUAUAAUUUCCUGUCUGAUCGAACCCGGGACAAGCCUCGGGCGGAUCUUAAGGACAAGAAACAAGGGGAAAAAGAGAAUCGAAACGGCGACUGGAACAACAACAACAAGGAGGCUUCACGUCGACAUCCUAAGAAUUUCGGAGGAACAGAUUUUAACAGUGUCAAGGGUAAAAUGAAAGAAGUGAAAGAAAGACAGGAAAUGCAGCGUUCUCCUCCUAAAACCAAGAUGGAGUUGGCAAUGCAGAUGACCGGGCGUGAACGUCGUCAGUAUACAGAAUGGAAGAGUGAACGAGAAAAGGUGGACCAAUCGAGAGUAGACCGAUCUAAAAAUAACUCAGGAGACUGGAAGCGAGCCUGGGAUGUUGAGAAAAAAGACCAACCAUCAGAUGAAGGUAUGCACAUGGAGCCGGCGAAGCGACCAGGUAAAUCUGGGCGAAUAGGAAGUGGUAGAUUUGACCGCGGGGAACGAGAUGACAGGCAGCGUGGCGACGCCCCUGGUACUAUGAAAGGGGUUGACAAAGAUGAAAAAGAGAAGCCACCAGGUGUUGGUAGAGGUCGUGGAAGGGGUCGUGGUAGGGGUCGAGGGCGAGGAAGAGCAAAGGAUCGAGCCAGAACAAAUUCUGACGAGGGUAGACGGGUCGAGAACAACAAUGACCUUUUAGUUAUCAAAAUUGAUAACACUCCAGGUAAAAAUGGAGAUUCUUCUGUAGAAGUGGAAUACUCUGACUCUGAGACCCCUAUCAUCACAACAAGAAAACAGGGUCAGCGACCUCAUUCCAUUGCCGGUCAUCCCACUACACCCGGUGAUAAAGAUGAGCUGUGGUGGGACGAAGACUUUGAAGACAUUCCUCUCACAAGCACAGAGCCUGACAGUGCUGAUGCAUACAUUGAAGACAUUCUCAGUGACACUCAUGAAGACGAGUUUCAUGACAGUCAAGAACAUGGGGAGUUCAUUGAAGAUGGUCAAUUUGAGGAUAUAGAUGGUUAUCAUGGUCACCCAAAGGUUCAAGAGCAUGUCAGUCAAGGGGAUACGGAUGAGUGGGAGGAUUGUGAAACUGAGGAAUUCUGGGGAAGUCAGGCAUCUACUGAUAGUGCUGGUCUAGGGAGCAAGGGAACAAAAAGUCCUGCAAACCAUUCCUUGUCACCUGAAGAUGCCUUGAGGCUGAAUGUAAAGAAUUUGAAUCCAGAUGCCCCAGAAUUCACACCCACAUCCCCUUUGUCACCUUUGUCUCCAGAAAUGAUGAAAACUCCUGAAGGUCAUGUAAAGGUUCCAAAUUGGGCAGAGGAAAUGAAGACUCCAACUAGCGGAGAAAAGAACAUAUCAUUUAAGUCAGCUAGUCCGGCAUCAAAUGAGGAUAGCCCAAAAGGGACAAAGGGAACAGACAGUCUUCCAAGAAGAAUAGAAAAAGACUUUGAAUCACCAAAGAAGGAGGAAGAUCAAAGUCAAGAAAAGAAAGUAGAGGACACUGAAACUGAAAAAAAUAAAAAGGUAGAUACAGAGGUAACUGAUAAAGAUAAUUCUCAAGAAGAGAAAACAAUAGAUGACUCAAGUGAAAAAGAGUCUGAAAAAACUGAUCAAAAAGAAUCAGAAAAUUCUCCAAGCGGAGAAAAUGUGGUGAGCAGUUCAGGGGAGACAACUGAGGACAAGAGUUCUUCAGGGGAAACAACUGCUGAGGAAGUGAAAGAAGUCGAAGAGGAGACUAAACAGCAGAUGGCCAAAUCUGAACAAGAUUCAGACAGUAAAGAUGGCUCUUCAGAGGUGGAGCUGAACAUUGCUCAAGAGUCUACUGGGAAUGUAGAGAGUAAUAAAGAAGGGCCAGAUGAGGACAUUAAAGUCCCAGAUGAGGGGCCGAAAGAUGGCGAGGACAAGGAGUCCAGCUAAAUUCAUCAUAUACAUGGCAUCAUUGUCAUCUUUUUUUGAAAGAACUGAUGCUUCGUAAAAAUGGAAAUACUUUCGAAACACCUGGAACAAAGAGACGUAUGAGUUUAUAGAUGAAAUUGUUACAAAGUUGACAGCAGUUGACAGCAGUUGACAGUGACAGAGGUUGUGAUAAAUGAUACGAUAAUGUCAGAACUGAACUGUUUGUUAUAGAAUACAAUGCUUAGAUUCGUCUGUACUGACUUUUCAAGUCUUACGUUUAAUUAGUGCUAUUUAUGUACAAAUUAAUUGUCAAUGUAAUUGUAGGCAGUUUUUUUAUAUAUAUUUUAUACUUACAACAUCAUAAGAAAUUAGUGAGUUGGUGUAAAGAUAUAUUAGAAUUAAAACAAUAUACACCUAUGUAGCGCACAUUCACGGAAAAGUAAUUUAAAUGUAAAUUUUUAUGCAUAUUUUUAUGCAUAUUUGUCAUACAUAUGUAUCUUUUUGGAUAAUUAAGGGCUUCCUUUUGUUAAAUUUAUCAAAAGGAUUUUUUUAAGAGUUGAAGAAUCGUUGAUAUACAUGUUUUUUGAAUUUGUUGAUAGUGAAAGAAACAUUUAUUUUAAUUAUUAUGGUAUUACAUGGUAAAGUUGAAUUUUAUCAAUAUUAGGAGUUUUUUUUUUGUUUUUUUCCCCCUCUAACAUGUCUGAAAUUUAUUUGAAGAUAUCAUUUUUUUCCCCCAUCAUUUUAGUCGUUCAUGAAUGUAUUUCUUCGAUUGUUUCACUUUUUCUCUUAUUAACACUUACAAGAGUAUUUUAGCCUAAUGCACCUCCAACUGAUAUUGUAAUUUAUAAAUAAAUGUACUUUUAUAUUUUGAAUGUAAUAUCACUUAAGAUAAUAAUUCAACAUUAAGCUAAUUAUCAAAAUGUAUUAAAAAUGUAUCAAAAUAUUACUAAUACAAGUUAUUAUAAACCAAUCUCUUUUAAAGAUCUUUAACAUGGGGCUUCCCCAGUCAAUAUCUCGGUACCUAUGGGCAUUGACUUUACUGUUUUAUACGAUUUAGGUUUGUAUAUAUAUAUUCCGGGGAUACAAAUCUAGAUCUUUUGAAACAGUUAGAAAAAAUAGUGAAAAUGACCCCAGUAUAACAGUAUAGUUGAAAUACCAGUUACAACUUGUACAAGAUAAAGAUCUGUUUGCAAUGUUUUGGACUGAAACUUCUGGGUAUCUUUUCCUGGAUAUAUUUUUUUUAAAAAAGUGGUCAAAGAAAAUUUAGAUGUAGGUCAAUAACGUUAUGUUGUUGGCGAUAACAAAGAACCAUAUAUUUUGACAGUUAAAAGAAUUGUAUUUAUAAAAUUGAAACAGUUGUACAAUUACCGGUAUGUAGAAUAGAUAAGAUUUUAUUAUUAUGAUUGGAUUGUAUAUUUAUUGAAUGAGAAGAAGUUGUGAUUACACACUGAUAGAAUUGUAUUUAUAGAAUUGUAUUUACAAGAAUUGUAUUAAUAGAAUAGAUAGUAUUGUAUUUACUAUCUGAGAAUUGAUAGAAUUGUACAUGUAUUUACAAAUGAUGAAAUUUUUAUUACAGAAUGAUAUAAAUUUGUAAUUACAGAAUUGAAUUGAUAGAAUUGUAAUUACAGAAUUGAAUUGAUAGAACUGUAAUUUCAGAAUUGAAAGAAUUGUAGGUACAGAAUUGAAUUGAUAGAAUUGGUAUUAGAGAAUUGAAUUGAUAGAAUUGUAAUUACAGAAUUAAAAUAAUUAUAAUUACAGAAUUGUAUUGAUAUAAUUGUAUUUACAGAAUGAUAAAAAAUGUAAUUACAGAAUGAUAAAGAAUUGUAAAUACAGAAUUGACAGAAUUGUGUUGACAGGAUUGAUGGAUUAAUCAUAAGAAUUAAUAGGAUUAUGUGUUUACAAAAUGACAAAAAAGAACAACAACAUAGUUACAGAAUGAUAAAGAAUUGUAAUUGCACAGAAUUGAUAGUAUUGUAUUUGUAAAGUAAAAAAAAGGGCAAUGUAAUAUAUGUAAAUUACAGGCAGUGUUUUAUGGUUGGCCUAACACUAUACAUAGUGCCUUAAACUUGAUUCAAAAUCAAAAGGAAAACUUGUGUUCAAUAGAAAUAAUAAUAUAAAAAUUGUACGAGUUUGGACAAAUGAAACUAAACAAAUUUUAAUUGGGGCAAUAUUAUAUUUGUUUUUUUCAGAUUAGUCAGUUUAAAAACCAAUUUGUUUGAGGAUUUAGUAGAGAUAUGGAUUAUGCUGUUGGAAUGCAAGAAAAGGGAAAUACUUCUGUCAGUAAAUUAACAAUUUACUUCAUUUUGAAGGAACAGAUUUAAAAAAUGGUGCUCUAUAAAGAUAUGUACAAAUCAGUUUUUAAAUAGAUUUUUACACCUGUUAUUUAUACUUGAAUGAAAUACACAGCUGUUGAACAGUUUAUUCAAAAGACUUUUGCUUUCCUUUAUUUAACUUGGAUGUUGUGAUCUUUCUUUCGAUAUACACAAUGUAGUUGUAGCCAUGCAAUGUUCAGAAGGACAUGAUUUUUAUACAUAUGUAUUGUAAAGAAUUUUAAUUUAUUCUUGCCAAUUUUUUUUGUGACUGAAUAUCUUGGCUAUUUACUUUUUUCUUUCCCUUUGAGUUAUAAUGCUUUUGGUAUUGUGUUUUGAUAUCUAAGGCUUUUGUGAAUAGUUACUGAAUGUAUAAGACGGGUCACUUAUAAGUCGGGGGUGAGGUCUUAGUUUUUUUAAUAGCAUACUGUCUUGAUCAGUGAGAUGUUUUGUAACCAUUGAUACUUUUGCAUUUGAUUUGUUACUGAUAAAGAUGUCUGAAAGGUAAUAAGGUAUUUAUUUGUUAUGAAGAAAUACACCAAUGAAAUAGUGUAAAUUUCAGCCUUUAAUUACUUUUAGGCAAGAAUCGUUUAGAUAUUGAUUAGUGUUCAAGUGAAAUCAGUAUAUUCAUAAUAUUGUAGCAAGAUUUUUAGCUUUAUAUACAUGCGCAAACUUGCUUUCAAGGUUUGAAAUCAAGUUUUUCUAUUACCUCCCUUUUCUGUUCAUUUUCUUCUCUCCUGUAUAUAUAUUGUUUUUACAGUUUUUGAGGAAAAAAAAUCAUUUUGUAAAAAUACCCCUUUUUAUUCUGAUGGAUUGAAAUAUGAACCAUUUCUGCCAUGGUUUCAAAUUCCGAACUUUGCUUGAAUUAAACUGAAUUAAAAAAUUUCUGCAAGUUUGUGAUCUAGCGUAUGUAAGAUGAAAAAAAGAUUGUGCUUUGUUUAAAAAAGAAUAGGAAACAAAAUCAAAAGAAAUUUAUAAAAAGUGUGAAAAAAAAAAAUGCAAAAGAUGGGGAAAAAAAAUAGCCAAAAAAAUGACAACGAAAAAAGAAGUCAUAUCAUUUGGGUUUAGGUGCAUAUUUGAAUUUGAUUCAACUUUUUUUCUGUAAAUUUUGUGUCAUUUUUCUUCAUCAUGUAAUUAUACUUACAUAUAUGAUACAUAUUUGUAGCCAUCUGUGUAAAGAAUGUUGCAUUUAUACUCAUUUUUUUGUAAUGACAUACACACAUCUCAUUGUAUGACGUAUGCUGUAGUCAUCUGAUCAUAAAUGACGUAUGCUGUAGUCAUCUGAUCAUUGUAUGACGUAUGCUGUAGCCAUCUGGUCAUUGGGUGACAUGUGCUGUAGUCAUCUGAUCAUUUUAUGACGUAUGCUGUAGUCAUCUGAUCAUUUUAUGGCAUAUGCUGUAGUCAUCUGAUCAUUGUAUGACGUAUGCUAUAGUCAUCUGAUCAUUUUAUUGACGUAUGCUGUAGUCAUUUGAUCAUUGUAUGAUGUAUGCUGUAGUGUUGGGAAGUGAUAUUAUUUAUUAUAACAAACUAGGCAGAUUAUAUAUGGAAAUAAAAAAAAAAUCAAAACUGUA